UCCUAUUACACGGUACGGGGGAAAUUGAACGGACGCCAUAAGGACUGUCGAGUAUGUCGCGAUGGGUUUCGUAACUCUCAUAGAGGAAUAUUAUUUCCGAGUUACGUUUAUGAAUAAUAAGAAAUUCUCCAGUUUCAUGUAGCUUAAAUUUCUUCUAUGAUUACAUAUGCGUGCGUCAAUGUUGUUAUUUACCUGCGUGGAUUGUAAGCAAGGGGACAAGCUAGAGUUCUCGCAGAAAAUUUAAUGUGGCGAUAGAGGCUAUAACGGCACUGAAAACGCUUUGAGAGAACGGUAAAUAAGACACGUGUCAUCGAACACAUGGAUGAAAAUCUGAAUUGGGGCUAUGAGGAAAAAUAUUCAACUAAUAGAAGCGGUAACUUUGACAUUCAAGAACGCCGUGUUUUCCUAUAGAAAGAAAUACUUCGCUUAGUGAUCGGUGGGGACAUAUUAUUUUAUUGAUUGAUUUCGCUCAACUAUUUAUGAGACAAAUAUGUGGUAGUGCAGUGCUUUAUUGCUAAUACAAAUGGUUAUUGAUUGUGUUCUGAGAAUUUACAUUACGUAAUCAAACUAGCUUUAGUGGUAAUAUUGUCAUAUUUUAGUUGAUCUAACAAAUACAUUACAUACGUAUAGUCUUAAUGUAACAAUAAUACAAAAAUUGUGUCUUAACUAGGAAUUUAUGUAACUUAGCUCGUAAACUGUAAUUGUGCGAAGAGUGGGAAAAGAAACUACACUGUGAUAAACUUGGAAUUUCGGUGAAAUGGCACCCGUUUUGGCUCAUCACGUGCGUCAACUACUCCUGUUGUUAGCCGGUUUCAUAGAUGCUGUCAAGGCGGGCUCGUUCUGUUACUACAUCCACGAGGACUACUACGACUGGCGGCAGACUUACUGUGAGAGCGGAUGUUGCCGGCAGCAUGGCGACGAAGACGAGAUCUGCUGCUUCUCGUGGACUAUAGGGAUCAUUAUGGGGAUUGCUUUCGCGUGCGUCGGCUUCAUAGCAGUGAUCGCCUUCCUGGUCGUCUGCUGUCACCAAAUGAAGAAGCGGGGCCGGAUAGGGAGCACCCUCCAACAGGCGGUGGGCGUCCAUCAGGCUCCCGCGUAUCCCCAGAACAACACCGUGGUGUUUGCGAUUAGUAUUCGAUAA
Dreissena polymorpha is the source of this 1141-nucleotide messenger RNA. RefSeq lists its product as uncharacterized. The coding region runs from base 758 to 1141 and encodes 127 amino acids. The record is from RefSeq and is a predicted model, not a curated record. NCBI's taxonomy places the organism in Eukaryota, Metazoa, Mollusca, Bivalvia, Myida, Dreissenidae. The transcript is spliced from 3 exons.